This is a messenger RNA of Aspergillus chevalieri, 1032 nucleotides long. RefSeq lists its product as uncharacterized. Gene Ontology annotation, cellular component: Golgi apparatus. Bases 1 to 1032 code for a protein of 343 amino acids. Lineage: Eukaryota; Fungi; Ascomycota; Eurotiomycetes; Eurotiales; Aspergillaceae. The record is from RefSeq and is a predicted model, not a curated record. The transcript is spliced from 3 exons.
AUGUAUAGACCAACGGCCAAGAAAGAGUGGUGGUUCUGCGGAACGCUCACCGUCCAGGCCCUCUUAACCAUCGCGCUUGAAACGUACAUCCUCGUGGAAUGGGAACGAUGGGUAACCCCCAACAUCACCCAGGUCCCCAUCUCCUACGCCGUCCCGAUAGGCAUGGGCAUCCUGGUAUUCGCUUGUGUCUACGAAGCAAUCCUCGCGCUCGACGCCAUACAUCACAAGAACAACAUCCUGCUAUUCGCAAUCUGCAUAUUCAACGUCUGCAGUAACAUCUUCGCUGCAAUGCGGUGCGUCUCGAUGCAACACACCACCGCCAGGUUGUUCGCGGAGAGCGCGUGGGCAGUUCCUUUGUUGGUGAAUUCUUCCUGGGACGUCUGGCCGAGGAUUCAGCCGGCUGAGAUUCUAGUCCCGGUUAUUACGAGCUUGGGGACGGGGUUGCUGUGGCCGUGUGCGUAUUAUCUGCAUCGAGAGUAUUCGUGGGCGAUUUAUAAGUGUGUGCAUGGGAGUUCGGAGAUUCGGAUGCGAUAUUUGGCAUAUGAGAUCUACCUCGUCCUGAUCAAACUUGACUUCUACUUCCUCGUCGGCUUCAUCAUCCAAUACGACCUGGUCGACGUGCACUUCAACGAACCCGAGUACACCCUAACCAUGCUCCUCAUCCCAGCCGCUUUUGUCACCAUGGUCCUCGGGAUCUACUUCGUCCAGCACGAGCGCACCUACUGCAUGAUUCCCAUUGUCGCAUGCUACCUAGGCCUAAUAGCUUACCUCCUCAGCCGGAUCAUCGUGCUCUACGGGGACGGUCCACGCGCCAACGUCAUUGGAAAGGAUAUGAUGCUUCUUUUUGCGAUUAUAGCGCUGGUAUUCACAGUCGGGACUCUUGUGUGUGCGAUUAUUUGCAUGACGAAUUUCAAUCGCGGGUUGAAGAUGGUUAACAAGCGGAAGGACGUUGCGCGGGAAUCGUAUAUGUUGAAGGGUGCGGAGGUUGAUACUUCUUAUCAGGGGCGGGCGUCGCGGAUGUCGUUGGAUUAG